Molecule: messenger RNA, 1167 nt
Organism: Nicotiana attenuata
Lineage: Eukaryota; Viridiplantae; Streptophyta; Magnoliopsida; Solanales; Solanaceae
Product: heavy metal-associated isoprenylated plant protein 7-like
Exons: 5
Coding region: 220-1167 (315 amino acids)
Molecular function (GO): metal ion binding
Source: RefSeq, a predicted model, not a curated record
CCACGCCAGUUGUGCUUUUUCAGAUGACGAAAAUUAGUGAGUUAGUGACUGCCUCUAUGGUCAUCACUCACCCCUUCUCUUUUCAACUUUCUUGAGAAUAACACCAAACACUCACAAAUACAAAAAUACUUAAAAAGAGAGAAACAAUUUAACCCCCUCUCUCUCUCUCUCUAUUUCUUUAAGCUUAUCAGCUACCUCUAUCCAUAUCCAAGAACAUCAAUGGGCGAGGAAGAGAAGAAGAAACCAGAAGAAGUGAAAAAACCAGAGGAAGAGAAGAAAGAGGAGGCUCCAAAAGGUGAUAAUGAAAAAAAGGAAGAAAAGAAAACAGAGGAAACCAAAGAAGAAACACCAGCACCUCCGCCGCCACCUCAAGAAAUAGUGUUGAGAGUUUACAUGCAUUGUGAAGGCUGUGCUCGUAAAGUCCGUAAAUCCCUUAAAGGCUUCGAAGGAGUUGAGGAUGUUAUAACGGAUUGUAAGACACAUAAGGUGGUUGUAAAAGGGGAAAAAGCAGAUCCGUUGAAGGUUUUAGAGAGAGUGCAAAAGAAGAGCCACCGUCAAGUUGAGCUUCUUUCUCCGAUCCCAAAACCGCCGGCCGAAGAGCCAAAGAAACCGGAGGAAAAAGAAGUCGUUAAACCCGAAGAGAAAAAAGAGGAGCCGCCCCAAGUGAUUAUUGUAGUUCUGAAAGUUCACAUGCAUUGUGAAGCUUGUGCUCAAGAAAUCAAAAGGCGUAUACAAAGAAUGAAAGGUGUGGAGAAUGCAGAACCAGACUUGAAGAAUUCACAAGUUACAGUAAAAGGGGUAUUUGAGGCAACACAAUUGGUGGAUUAUGUAAGCAAAAGAACAGGGAAAAGGGCAGUUAUAGUAAAAGUUGAACCAGAAAAGAAAGAAGAGGAAAAACCCAAAGAAGGAAAUGAAGAGAAGAAAGCAGAGGAAGGUGAGAAAGAAGCAAAAAAAGGUGAAGAGGGAGACACCAAGGAGAAAAAAGAGGGUGGUGGAGAUGGCGGCGCCGCUGCAGCAGGCGGCGGUGAAGAAGCUGAGUUAGGUAAAGAGGUGGCUGUUCAAGAAGACCCAAAGUUAGAAAUGAAAAAGAAUGAGUUUUACUACGUUAUUACCCACAGAAGUUUACCCAGGUUUACCCUCAAAGAUAUAGCUCAUGAAAAUGUAUAA